GGGACAGGGACUGAAGGUUGUACUGGCAAAGAUUUUAGACAGCCAUGGAGCAAGCUCUCAGUAACUCCGUCGAAAACGAUAUUAACAAGAUGAACCCUAAUAUCGAUCCACUUCGUGCAUCGGUUCUUUUUUGUAUUCCAUCUCUACGACAAGCACUACACUGUCCGAUCACACACUGCUCGUGGUUGCUCUGUGAAUUCGCCCGACUAGUUUUGAGCUGUUUUUUCGUUUUUUGA
Molecule: messenger RNA, 236 nt
Organism: Amoebophrya sp. A120
Lineage: Eukaryota; Dinophyceae; Syndiniales; Amoebophryaceae
Source: the annotation of a GenBank genome assembly